Molecule: messenger RNA, 1737 nt
Organism: Peromyscus leucopus (white-footed mouse)
Lineage: Eukaryota; Metazoa; Chordata; Mammalia; Rodentia; Cricetidae
Gene: Smyd1
Product: SET and MYND domain containing 1
Exons: 10
Coding region: 78-1550 (490 amino acids)
Cellular component (GO): nucleus
Molecular function (GO): histone H3K4 methyltransferase activity; protein binding
Source: RefSeq, a predicted model, not a curated record
GAGGUGCUAAAUAGCACCAAGGACAAGAGGCUCGGCUCAGUGCGAGCCACCCACUGCACGGGCUGACGGAGUCGGAGAUGACAAGAGGCAGCAUGGAGAAUGUGGAGGUCUUCACUUCGGAGGGCAAAGGCAGAGGUCUGAAGGCCACGAAGGAAUUCUGGGCUGCGGACGUGGUCUUUGCCGAGCGGGCUUAUUCUGCAGUGGUUUUCGACAGCCUCGUUAACUUUGUGUGCCACACCUGCUUCAAGAGGCAGGAGAAACUCCACCGCUGUGGGCAGUGCAAGUUCGCCCAUUACUGCGACCGCACGUGCCAGAAGGAUGCUUGGCUGAACCACAAGAACGAGUGUUCCGCCAUCAAGAGAUACGGGAAGGUGCCCAAUGAGAACAUCAGGCUGGCAGCCCGCAUCAUGUGGCGGGUGGAGAGAGAGGGCACUGGGCUCACAGAGGGCUGCCUGGUGUCGGUGGAUGACUUGCAGAACCACGUGGAGCACUUUGGGGAAGAGGAGCAGAAGGAACUCCGGGUGGACGUGGACACGUUCUUGCAGUACUGGCCGCCACAGAGCCAGCAGUUCAGCAUGCAGUACAUCUCACACAUCUUUGGCGUGAUCAACUGCAACGGUUUCACUCUCAGUGACCAGCGAGGCCUCCAGGCAGUGGGCGUGGGCAUCUUCCCCAACCUGGGCCUGGUGAAUCACGACUGCUGGCCCAACUGCACUGUCAUAUUCAACAAUGGCAAUCAUGAGGCAGUGAAAUCCAUGUUUCACACGCAGAUGAGAAUUGAACUCCGGGCCCUGGGCAAGAUCUCAGAAGGUGAGGAGCUGACAGUGUCUUACAUCGACUUCCUCCACCUCAGCGAGGAGCGCAGGCAGCAGCUGAGGAAGCAGUACUACUUUGACUGUUCCUGUGAACACUGCCAGAAGGGGCUGAAGGACGACCUCUUCCAGGCAGUGAAGGAAGACCCCAAGCCCUCCCCGGAAGUGGUGAAGGAGACGGUACAACUCUCAAAGGAUACUCUGGAAAAAAUAGACAAGGCUCGCUCUGAGGGUUUGUAUCAUGAGGUAGUGAAGCUGUGCCGGGAGUGCCUGGGGAAGCAGGAACCAGUGUUUGCUGACACCAACCUCUACGUGCUCCGGCUGCUGAGCAUCGUGUCCGAGGUCCUCUCCUAUCUCCAGGCCUUUGAGGAGGCCUCGCACUAUGCCAGGAGGAUGGUGGACGGCUACAUGAAGCUCUACCACCCUAACAACGCCCAGCUGGGCAUGGCUGUGAUGCGGGCAGGGCUGACCAACUGGCAUGCUGGCCACAUCGAAGUGGGGCACGGGAUGAUCUGCAAAGCCUAUGCCAUUCUCCUGGUGACACACGGACCCUCCCACCCUAUCACCAAGGACUUAGAGGCCAUGAGGGUGCAGACAGAGAUGGAGCUGCGUAUGUUCCGCCAGAAUGAGUUCAUGUACCACAAGAUGCGGGAGGCUGCCCUGAACAACCAGCCCAUGCAGGUCAUGGCUGAGCCCAGCAAUGAACCAGCCCCGGCUCUGUUCCAUAAGAAGCAAUGAGGACCUUGUGGGAGAGUGGGGGGCAGUGUGGUUGGGGAGCUGGGGAGAUCAUUACCCUGGGUCCCCCACUGUCAUUUUGGUUCAGUUCAACUUGGCUUAGCUCUAUCUCACCCCAGACCAACUCUUUCUGUUUGUGUCAGGUGCUAGGUUGCAUCAUCUAUUUAAUAAAGAAGCCCAACUAUAAUUG